AUGGGGAAAUCACAGUCCAAAUUAUCACCGAGCCAGCUCGAGGAGCUCCAGAGAUCAACACAUUUCGACAAGAAGGAACUCCAGCAAUGGUAUAAAGGCUUCUUGAAAGACUGCCCGUCCGGCACCCUCACCAAGGAAGAGUUCCAAAAGAUAUACCGACAGUUCUUCCCCUUUGGUGACCCGUCGUCGUUUGCAAACUAUGUCUUCCGCGUGUUUGACGCCGACGGGAGCGGCAUGAUCGAUUUUAAGGAGUUCAUCUGUGCCCUGUCCGUGACCUCUAGGGGCAAGAUGGAGGAUAAGCUCGACUGGGCAUUCCAGCUUUACGAUAUCGACGGAGAUGGUAAGAUUAGCUAUGAAGAGAUGCUUGCUAUUGUCGAGGCUAUUUACAAGAUGGUUGGCUCCAUGGUCAAACUCCCUGAGGACGAAGACACUCCGGAAAAGCGUGUACAGAAGAUAUUCCGGAUGAUGGACAAGGAUGAAAACGGUAGUCUAGACAUCAACGAGUUCAAGGAGGGCAGCAAACGAGACGAGACUAUAGUGAGCGCCCUAUCCUUGUACGAUGGAUUGGUAUAG
Messenger RNA from Arthroderma uncinatum, 573 nucleotides. Its product is annotated as neuronal calcium sensor 1. NCBI's taxonomy places the organism in Eukaryota, Fungi, Ascomycota, Eurotiomycetes, Onygenales, Arthrodermataceae. Gene Ontology annotation, molecular function: calcium ion binding. Gene Ontology annotation, cellular component: intracellular membrane-bounded organelle; cytosol; membrane. The transcript is spliced from 4 exons. The coding region runs from base 1 to 573 and encodes 190 amino acids. The record is from RefSeq and is a predicted model, not a curated record.